GGUUGACGAAACGGAGCGUCGAGGAACUCGAUUAAAUCUUUUCUAUUUUCAUGAACAUUCAACAACGUGGGAGAUUUAGACUUUUUGCUUGUCAGUCAUCCUCUCCAGUUCAUUUCUGCUGGAGAGAGUUAGACUGUAGAAAGGGAGACUGGAGUAUUUCUAUUCAAUUACGUUUCGCUAUAUCCCUUAACCCCACUCUCUAUAAAACCUUCUCCCGCUGCUACAAACGCCAACCAGUACAUCUUAACCAAUGGAGAGUGGGUUGAAGCCUAUGGAUGCAGAGCAGCUGAGAGAGAACGGUCAUAAGAUGGUUGAUUUCAUUGCUGAUUACUACAAGACUAUCGAGAAUUUCCCUGUUCUUAGCCAAGUUGAGCCAGGGUAUCUUCGUGACCUUAUACCAGAUUCUGCGCCAAAUAGUCCAGAGUCAUUCCAGCAACUUCUUGAUGAUGUCCGGACAAAGAUUUUACCCGGGGUAACCCACUGGCAAAGUCCAAAUUAUUUUGCAUAUUAUCCUUCUAAUAGUAGUGUUGCUGGAUUUUUGGGAGAAAUGCUAAGUGCUGGUCUCAACAUAGUGGGUUUCAGUUGGAUUACUUCUCCUGCUGCAACAGAGCUGGAAAUGAUAGUUCUUGAUUGGCUUGCUAAAUUACUUAAGCUACCUGAAGAUUUCCAUUCAACAGGAAAUGGUGGUGGAGUGAUACAAGGCACAGCAAGUGAAGCCAUCUUAGUUGUCUUAUUAGCUGCUCGUGAUAAGGUUCUAAAGAGAGUUGGAAAAAAUGCCCUUGAAAAGCUUGUGGUCUAUACAUCUGAUCAAACACAUUCUGCUUUUCAAAAGGCCUGCCAGAUAGGAGGAAUCCAUCCAGAGAAUUGCAGGGUGCUGAAAACAGACUCUUCUACAAAUUAUGCCCUUUCCCCGGAUUUAUUAAAAGAAGCAAUUUCUUGUGACGUUGCUGCUGGAUUAAUCCCAUUUUUCUUUUGUGCGACUGUUGGUACUACUUCCUCAACAGCCGUGGAUCCUUUGAUGGCUCUGGGAAAGAUUGCCACGAGUAAUGAAAUAUGGUUUCAUGUGGAUGCGGCCUAUGCUGGAAGUGCUUGUAUAUGUCCAGAAUAUCGUCCCUAUAUUGAUGGUGUUGAAGAAGCAGACUCGUUUAACAUGAAUGCCCAUAAAUGGUUUUUGACAAACUUUGAUUGUUCAGUGCUCUGGGUAAAGGAUAAAUAUUCUUUGAUUCAGUCCCUGUCCACAAAUCCAGAGUUUCUGAAAAACAAAGCCUCUCAAGCAGACAUGGUUGUGGACUAUAAAGAUUGGCAAAUUCCUCUUGGACGGCGAUUUAGAUCCUUGAAACUGUGGAUGGUGUUGCGACUAUAUGGAGUGGAAAAUCUAAAGAGCUACAUAAGGAAUCAUAUCAAGUUGGCUAAACAUUUUGAAGAGCUUGUCACUCAAGACCCCAGAUUUGAGGUUGUUACCCCUCGAAUAUUUUCUUUAGUUUGCUUUCGCCUUCUGCCUCCUGGCAAUGAUGAAAACCAUGGCAAUAAAUUGAACCAGGAUUUACUAGAGACUGUAAACUCAACCGGGAAACUUUUCAUAUCUCACACUGUUCUAUCAGGUAAAUACAUCCUGCGGUUUGCUGUAGGGGCACCACUGACUGAAGAGAGACAUGUGAAUGAGGCAUGGAAAAUUUUGCAGGAUGAAGCAUCAACGUUGCUAGAGAAUCCGUAAGAUAAUAUCUGUAGUGUUUUUCAUUCAUUUGGUUGUAUUACUUGGGUAAUGAAAUUUAUUCUUUUCCCUGUAUCAAUUCAUUACAUGAACUCCUGAAUUGUCAAUUACCAGAAGGCAUUGUAUGAACUUUUUAAAACUUCAGAACAUUAAUGAUAGAAUCUUAGCUGCUGCUUCUCUUGCUAAA
Messenger RNA from Carica papaya (papaya), 1898 nucleotides. It is a transcript of the gene AAS, whose product is annotated as Pyridoxal phosphate (PLP)-dependent transferases superfamily protein. Gene Ontology annotation, biological process: carboxylic acid metabolic process; amino acid metabolic process. Gene Ontology annotation, cellular component: cytoplasm. NCBI's taxonomy places the organism in Eukaryota, Viridiplantae, Streptophyta, Magnoliopsida, Brassicales, Caricaceae. The record is from RefSeq and is a predicted model, not a curated record. Gene Ontology annotation, molecular function: pyridoxal phosphate binding; carboxy-lyase activity.